Peronospora matthiolae is the source of this 11295-nucleotide messenger RNA. NCBI's taxonomy places the organism in Eukaryota, Oomycota, Peronosporomycetes, Peronosporales, Peronosporaceae. The record is from the annotation of a GenBank genome assembly.
AUGAUGACGGAGCGAGCUGAGGGAACCGCAGUGGCGUCGACACCAAGCGACGCAGUGGACGGUCUGAGCACCGACGAUGUCGCUAGUGGAAAUGCGCUACCAGGUCCUUUGGUUACCGUUUCCAUGCUGAGCAAAACGGGGAAGAAUCGGGUCGAAUAUCGCGGCGAGAAGGGCGAGGUGCUAAGUCUAGGCGAGCUGUGCCUGAACGACCUGUCGGACCUUUAUGUGUUCAAAGUGACGAAUCAGGAGGCACAACCGAUCACGAUCCAGAUGCGCAUGGAGCUUCGCAAGCCUUUCCAAAGCAGUCAGUGGAGCUUCCAGCUCGAGAACGAGAACAUCAGCAUCAUGCGGCGCGAGCUCGAGCAGGAAAAAGAGCGGACCGUGGCUACAGACGAGUUUGAGCACGUGCCAUUCUCGGUACUGCGCUCGUCUUCGCGAGCUGCUAUUUGUGCCGAGAAUGUGUACUUGUGUGAAGGCUACAACGAGCUGUUUAAUCAUAUUGGGACGGUGAAAGAGGUUACGUUGGCGCCGAAAGAGACGACAUCGAUCAUUCUUUCGAUAUGUACCAACCUCACAGCACCGCAAAAUCAAGCGGCAGGAACUUCUGCUUAUGUGGCGGCCACGGAUUCGUCGGACGAAGAACGUGCGCAUCUCAGUGAGACAUCGUGCUUCGUGCUGUCUGGAAGAUUGGUCUUGCAGCCAUCGUUUGUGGACAGUGCAAUGAGCAGCCUUCGAUCAUUGCCUGCAGAAAUGCUGGUGCCGUUGCAAGGACAAGUGUGUCGCUUGUUACUGCGAUUGGAUGUAAAAGAACUUCAUUUUGACGACUGCGUGCCGGGUGGAUCCUUCGUCAAGGAUUUUACUGUAUGGAAUCGCUCCGAGAUCCCGUUGUUGUUCCACCUGUCGUCGCCGAUGACUCCGUGGAGCGAAAACAAGGGGCUGCUCGUGUGUACGGACUACAACUCUGGUUACGUUAUCGGAGACAAAACGUUGCAAGCUGCUGCUUAUGGGCAUGUUCGGAUUCGCGUCACUUAUCGUCCUACUGAAAUCGGAGAGCGAUUUUUCGAAAUUCAGGCCCAAAACUUGCACGACUCGAGAAAUGUAAAGACUCUGAGGAUCCACGCCAUCACAAACCAAGAACACCACAGGGAAGGACUGUCGAUCAAAGAGUCGAGUGGUUCAUUUCUAAUGAGCGGUAGUCGCUUGGACUUCGGUGACUGUUAUACUGGCAUAGCCAGUUCUAAAACCAUCUUGAUGCGGAACAUGACAGAGGUAGCUUUACAUGUUGAGCUGACGAGCGAUCGACCGAGAGAAGUUACUUUUGAGCUCAAGCUGCAGCAAAAUGGCUCGCGCGUGUCGAGAGCUCCACGCGCUGACGAUGUCGCUUCACCCACUAUUUUAGAUGACGGAUUGAGUCUGGAAGAAUCGAUAUUGCCUGGUGAUGCCAAAGCGUUGCCACCAUUAUUAGACGUAGACGCGUAUGGGCCCGACAGCGACGAAGAGAUCGAUGACAAUGAGGGAGACUUUUACGACGAAAACUUGCAUACGAAGCAAAGCGCCUUCGACGGAAACCCUAUGAAUGAUGUAGAGGACUUAGAUGACGAUUUUGAGUUUGAUCGGGAGCCUCGCGCACUGCUACAAAGUCCUCGUGGAAGCCCAGAGAUGCGCGCAACAAGAGCCGAUGCAGUCCGGCGUGAGGAGGGAUUUCGAAUGAAAGGAGAAAUGUCCACAAACAACACACCUGGCGAUAAAAGUGGUGCUUAUGACAGCGGUAGGGACAGCCGGCACUCAUCCCCUGAACGAAGCAAGUCCCGAAAGCACCAAUCGGUUUCGAUUGAUGAGAAGAAUGCGUCCAAUUUUCUUGUCGAAACGAUUGAUUUGCCGCCUGGUGUCGAGCGAACCAUUUUGAUAUGGUACUCACCUGCUUCAGUCAGCUAUUUGGACGGAUUGAAUGACGAUAAAGCAGACGCAGUGGACCUCAAAGCUGCGCGUUUGACGAAGCAAACGUUCCGCGUUUCAUUCCGGUGUUUUCUCAUGGAAGGCGCGUGGCAACAAGCUCAGUCUCGUGUGUACGACCGGGCACUUGGCAAAUCGGUUCAUGUCCGCGCACGAACUUGCACUUCACUGGUAACCGUGACGCCUUCAGUACUGCAUCUGGGAGAUUGCUAUAUCGGAGAACUGAAGAGCAGCUCUUGUAUACUGACAAAUCAUUCCGAGUUGCCAACGGUUGUAAAACCGUUGGUGACGUCCAAAGUGAUCUCGACUGUGCCAAACGAUGACAUGGUGCUGGGCCCGAAGCAGUCAGUCGAAGUCAAAAUCGAAAUUGUUCCGCGGAAGACUAACUCGAAUUACUCGCGUUUGAUUUCCAUUCUCAACACGAGAAACCAAAACAACAUUCCGCAAAUUUGCGUGCGCUCGAGCAAUAUGGAUGCGCAUCAUGUGAUCUACCACUCGCUGUUCUACAAACUUUUGACCCACUCUAGAUUCGCGUUCCUGAAUUUUGAACACGUGGCGAUCAACUCGGUUGGAAUUCAAGUGUUUGAUUUAGAGAACAUCACGAACGCCCCGCUGCACUUACACGUUAGCAGCUCCGCCCCCUCUAAAAUUCGAUUGUAUUGCAUAAAGCAUACAUUUGCUGACAGGAUAAACCCAGUAGAGUUUGUGGAAGACGACGGUGCGCGUGAUGCCGGAGGCAAGGUGUGUCUUUCGUCCACGUCUACAAACUCGCAAACUAGUGGCGCCGGAUCCCCUGUCAACGUUUUAGCGCAAAGGAGCCAGUCAUCGGUAGGACGGACAUUCUAUCGACGUAGAUCGUUUUGUAGCAUGUCGGAACUGGUCGAUGAAAAAACGAGCUGGAGAAGAGGUAAAUUUACAGCACUUCGGGACUUACGUGCAAAAAAACUGACCGCUUCUUCCGCAUCGCAAAGUCAUCACGCACCAGUGGCCAUGCCUGCUAAGUGCAGCAUCUCCAGAUCGACAUCCACUAUUUUCGAUGGUGGUAAAGGACGGCAAGUUCAGCAUGUCAGUGGAGUUGAUAGGCGAGCGAAAACGCCACAAGGGGCGGCUGUCGAGGAAAAAACGCUGGAUGGGUCGUCAGAUAUGUCAUCAUCUGCACUUGUAGAUUCGCACGAGGACGAAACUUCUUCAGAGGAGGUGGCAGAUCUUUUGGAACUUUUUGCAAAAUCGCGUGCUGAUUGUGAUGCAUACUGCUGCAGCUCUCUGCCCUCUAAAGAGAAAGAGAAGGAGAUUGUAGCUAUGGUUCGGGAGCGCACCAAGCGUCUCCAGACCCUCUUAGCUGAGAAGAAGUUGGUGUUGCUGAAUUCUAACAAGGAGCGAAACGUGCGAGUUCCAGCAAAAUCGCGCCUAAGGAUUGUGUCCGUAUUUAGUCCCGUGGCUUCUGAAACAGUAGAUACGAAGGACGUUGCGAAGACUCGAGUCGAGAGACACAAGAUUUUGAUUACACUACCGCCUGGUGGUAAUAGAGCAGUUGCAGAACGACCGACAUUCGAUCACAGUGAAAUAUCGGAGUGGACAACAAUGAAGCACUCGUUCAAUUCACGACCAUCUGUGAGGGAGUUGCUCCUAAAGAGCCGAGUAUGCCGCUCUGUGAUGAACGUGAACCAAAAGAACAUCAAUUUUGGCCGAAUUUCGACGUCCUCGAAAAAUUCGAAAAGGCUGGUUGUGCAAAACAUGUCCGCUACUCCUCUCGUAUACAGCGUGGAAAAGACAGGCUCGAUUUCGUCAGGAUUUUUACAGAUUAAGGAGGGAGAGGUGGGAGUGGUCAAAGCUUUUGGCACGAAAGAAAUUUGCUUUCAAUUCCAGCCGACGCUGGCUGGCCCUUUUGAAGAGAAAUUGAAAAUUGUUAAUGCACAAGAUGCAGAGAACUCCGUUUCAGUCACCAUCAAGGCCAGGGUUGUCAAGUGUGAAACGUUUAAGCUUUUACAAUCAGGCCAAACGAUUUCGUUCGGAAAGUGCAUUGUAGGUGAGAAAACUGAAAAAGUGAAGAUACCUCUACGAAACACCAGUCGGAAGAAAAGGGAGUAUGUGAUUCAGGUAGAUCAAAGCUUCACGGUCCCAAACUUGCGGCCGACAUUUUACUUCUCAAUUGACGAGACGCCGGCGACAGUCGUAACGCAGGCGCAGGAAAAAAAGUUGGAUGAGGAGCUAGAAAAACUGGAGCACAAGCUGCGCAUUGCGGAAACGAAAAAGAAGGUGGAUAAGAUCGUCAAAUUGAACGUUAAGAUUUCGCAAGUCAAGGCUUUAUUAUCGGGCGGACAAAUAUCGGCGGAGAGUAGCGAGGUGGGAGCGUGUGAUCCGUACGAUAGUGCCAACAGUGAGUCAGAACUUUCUGAGUCCGAAUCGAGUUCACGUUCGCAGCGUCGCCGUUCGAGACACUCUGACAAACACUUUGUGGAUGUGAAAACCGGAGUAUCGUCUCGCACCAACACGUUGCAUUUUUCAUUGGAAGCUGAGGCCACCGGAAAAGUUGUAGCAUAUGCAAUUUUUAAUCCCGUUAAAUCUGGUAAUAACUCCUUAGCUUCCGGAGAAAACGGCAACAAGCGUGAAGCAUGCCAACGUACAGAAGUGAAGAAGCGCCAGCUUCGUCGUGAUGCGACUACCAUUGUGGGAAUGGGAAAGUUUUUGCUUUUCGAACAACAAAAUAAGGAUGUGGUGAAGGAGCUGCAGUACACUGCUGAAAUUUUCUUACGAACACCUGCAGGUGAAAAUGCGUUCUGCCGUGCUGUUGGCCGUAAACCUCCUUCUACCCUUCCUCCGCAUCCCCACAACGGAACGGGGGUAUCUAUCAUGGACGAAAACAUUUUAAAGAGCCGCACAGGAAAACCGCGUGAUGCUAAUGGUGGGUCUGUGUCGCAAGUCGAUGACGUUUCGUCAUCGAUGGCUGCAUCGGUCGAGGCGAAAUCCGCUGUAUCAAAGCGUCGCCAGAAUCUAACGAUCAAGAUACCUGAUUCGGGCAAGAUGGUACAAAAGCUGAAUGUUGACAUUGAUUCCAGUCAGUGUUGUCCAUUUCCUUCUAGCUCAAGCUUGCUGGUACUAGCGGAUGAGUCACCCUCAGUCACUCGUGGCUGGCCGUUGACAUUGACAUUGGGUUCUCCUUCGUUUCAAGGUUCAGCAGUGAUCGAGAUUGUAUGGAAUCCAGCAAGCACGUUCAAAAACGUGAUGACACUUACGUGCAAUACAGUUCUGCUUAAUUUCUUGACUCAAGAUGAUAAGACAGCAAUUUCUGAUGAGGCGGAGACUCGUGGCCGACAUCUGCUUCCUGUUAAAUUGAAUAUUCCUGUUGACCGCACGGUGAGCAUGGACCUAAAAUGGUGUUUUACUAGUGACGCGGGUUACGCACCGUCAACUCCGUUGGCGUCUUGUGUGAGUCGGUCAGUUCUGGAGAGCGUGUCCGAAGCUGCGGAAUUAAACGCAGGUACGAUUGAUUUUUUCUAUUGCUCGUGCAACGCUUCGCCACAAGAGUGUCAUCAGGGUACAACGACGCGCACCCGGAUAUCGUCUCUCAAUGUCGUUGUAUUGAAGACCGCGCAGCGGUCCCUGUGCUUCGAAGACGAAGCAAUUGAUCUGGGCGAGCGCCAGCAAGGAGAAGACAUUCGAGGCGAAGUUGUUAUUCACAACCGAUUACAACAGCCCCUCCAGUACCUUUUGUUGGCUGGGUCUCGAGAUCCGAGUAGCAGCAGCAAACCAUCGUUGGUCUCUCCUUUGCUUGUUGGGGGUGAGUUGACGUUCGAGAAUGCUACAGGAACUGUGCAAGCGGAGUCGUUUGUGAGAGCAACAUUUGUUUACAAGGGCAGUGUGCCAGGGCAGCACAAGGAACAGAUUGUAUUGCGAAAUCUAAGUGGGGAUCGUCUCGACACGUCCAUAUUGACAUUAUCAGUCCGUAUAGUUCGACCAGUGUAUGUCCGGAUUCCCGAGUUGGAUCCACAAGUGACUGGACAAUUAGAAGUUCUGGACUUGGGCCCGUGCUAUGUUACUCCUGAAAUGCAAGACACAGCCGUGGAUAGUCCAAAUGGAUCUUUUCGUUUCAGUAAGGUUCACAAGCUUACGCUGCAUAGCCAAGUCGAGCACACGCUGGUUGUUUGUGCUUCAUCAAAUUUAAAGACUCAGUGCUACGUCUAUGAAGAUGCGCGCCUGCAGCGUGAGGCAACACAUGUUGUAAUGAAAGGAAUGCAUGUCAUUGAUCUUUACGUGGCGAUCCGCCCAAGGCUGUCCUUGGAUGCUAUUAAAACGGGGUCUACUCGAGAGUUGGUGGGUGGAAUUCGCGUCCAGCUUUUUGGACUGCUGGCACAAGAUGACACGCUGGGAGAUGAAAAGAGCGACAUGCUGACCGAGUUCACUGUGAAGUUUGUUGGUGUGGCUGGCGCAAGUAUUGCACAAAUCGCACCAACGCUGAUCGACUUCGGUGUUGAAUACAACAGCGGGCGAAUGCAAACGUGCCAAACGCAUGAGGGUCAUUUUGAAUUGGUCAACAUGAGUAAGGCGCUACCGUUGAAAUAUCGCUUGUACGUCACGAAUGCAACAGAGGGCUACUCGGACGACGACGAUUCUCUCCAUUUAUCAUUAAAACACGAAAAAGGAGAGAUUCCGGCGGGCGAGACCGGGAAGAUUGAGUUCCGAAUGAUGGCGUAUACAAAUGGGCUGUUUCGUCGUCGUAUAAUGGUGGAUAAUAUUAACUAUCCUGGCAACGCACAUUCUGUCGACGUCUUACUCUUCGUGGAUAGUGGCGCACUGAGUUGCGAGGUUGCAGUAUCAGAAUCUGAUGGUCAGAUACGACAGGAGAAGAACGCGUCGGCUUCUCGUAAUGCGCUGAACGAGCCAGUACUGGUGCAAAGUGUUGAUCUGGGACUUAUCAACGUGAUCCGAUUGGAGGAAGAGUUGUCCGACACUACACGUGUUUCCGGCGAUAGUGAUCCUUCAAGUUGCAAGUACCGUAUCUAUGGAAAAUCUGAUGAUGUACCAUUCAUCAAAGCGCGUUCUACUGCAAACAGUCUGUUGUGCCUAUCUGGUGAUAAAACUCUUGUGUUGACAAACACAACUGAUCGGAGAAUAGUAGUGCGCCCGUUUAGUACGCUUCCGAUGACGUUUCGAUGGAAACAAAAAGGCGAUGAUAAUUCCAGCGCCUCAGAAAAAGUAAAUACUCGAUUUGCCUCGAUGGAGGAUGUACGCAGGCUAUGUGUACCACGGCUGGGGAGUGACACUGCGUCACAAAAGACUCAGCAAUCAAGCGUGUCUUAUGGCGAUUCAUCGGCCUUAGAUGCGAACAGCACUGUCCAGCUAUCCUUUCGCUUUGCACCGAUCGCUGUGACUGCGCCACUGCCUAUCGAAACAAUAGAAAGUGGGCAGCUGUGUCCAUUUCGGGGGAUGAUUGGAAUCCAAAGUUUCGAAACCGGCGAGAGUGAGGACGGUGAGGAAGCGUGUACACUUAAAGUGGUGAAUGUUUCAGAGAAUGUAUCUGAUGUGGCGGUAUCGUUUAUACUGGCCAACUUACCAGCAUGCAUUCGUGUGUGCAACGUCUGUGACGCUCGCCGUAUCGAAUCUAAUGACGAGAUAGAUUCCAAGUCGAUCCAGCACUUCCCUUCACUUCGAAUACUUGCGCAGCAUGCCGAGCAGCUGCAUGAGAAUGAACACGGUGUAAGCUGGAAUGCAUGGGGACUGCAGCCUAGAACGACGUGCGUGCUCGAGAUGGAACUAGUAAGAACGAAGGAGUUCCUAGUUGCCGGAAACCACGAGUUUCUACUCCGCUUUUUUAACCUAUGCAAUCCCAGCAAUCGAGAGAAUGUCUUGGUUCGGGCGCAGAUUAUUUCCAGUUACGCAAAAUUGGUGAUCGACCCGGCGAGUGCGGACAAAGGGAUGGAGACGGUAGACUCCAAGGAAGAUCAUGUCGCUUUUCUUCCUCCGGUCACGGUGCCUGCAUCACUGGAAGCGCCCCUUCAUCGUGCCAGCUUCUGGUUUUCGUUGCGAAAUGUGUACGACGAAGAGUUGAGUGUGAGGCUUUCCUCUCAAACACAUAGUCCGUUCGAUCGAACUAUUGAGCUGCUCCUAAUGCUUCGCUCUGCACAUACGCCGUUGAGUUCGAUCGUUAUUUCGCCCGGGGAGUCGGUCGAUAUCCGCGUAGUAUGUCAUGUCUUCCCGGCCGCUCGUCUACUGCCUGACACGUGGCCAUCAGGAAUCAGCGGCGCUACGUCCGACAUUUUGGAUCUGGGACGCGUAUUGCUUCACAUCAAUAUUCGGAAUGCCGAAGAAGCUGCACAACAAAAAGAGAUUCGGGUGAAGGGGAAGUUGUUGCCAGGCAAGACUUUUUUGCUGUCUACAUCUAGCCUACACUUUUUUGCCACCGCAACAGAUUUGCCGGCACAAAUUUCUGCCAGCCAACUGCCGCCGAAUCUAGUAUUAAACGCUGGGGGUCGCAGAGAUUUAUCGCAAACUUUAUCGACUGAAACGUCGCAACAGACGACAACUUGUGUCGUUCACCAGCUACGCAACUCCGCUGAAAGUUUUUGGGUGCGCAAUCCGUCAACGGUGGAUGUGCUGGACUUCGCCAUCAGCCCGGUCUCGAUGUAUCAGCCAGGACUGUGUCUGGUCAAGGGUUCAGCGGAAGCAGACAUGUGUGCCAUGAGUGGAUGGAUUCAAGCCAUAGCAGUUCCCUCAUCGGGCACUAUUGCGCCUAAUGAAUCGCUAAAAAUCACAGUUCGUCUCGAAGAAGCAACUCCUACCAGCGUAGAUCCGUUUCAUGAUGGAAACGAUGACAGUACGCCCGGAAAGAUAGCGUCGCGGCAUACAGUGCGCCGUAAUCCAACCUGGCGGAGUAACUCAUGGGAUGCAGAUGCUCUGGAAACAUUACCAGACGAGGGUGGAUCAUACCACAUGUCCUUGCUUGUGCGUAACAUUGGUUUAAAUUUGGAUACUGCAGUAUCCACAGAAAUCGAUGUGCUGUUAGUAUUACAGCAGCAGAGCUCGUCGAGUGACAACGGCAAUCAAGGUAAUGUCAUUUUAGACACAAACCUUAUUACUACUGCACUAUCAGCUCGCAAUAACCGUCUUGCACAGCCGCGAAAACUGCGUCCAAGACCCUCCUUGAAGACUCACGUUGAAAAUGAGUUUGAUGGGCAAUCAAAAUCGCAUGGUUCGGAUAAUGCUUGCAAGUUUAAUGUUUCUUCAAGUCGUUCAGGGGUGGUGGAGCAAAAUGAUUAUUUACCAGUAUUGGUGAUCCGAGGCUGUACGCCAGCCGAGUAUUCAUCGCUAGAAAAUACGCGAUACUUAAUUGAUGUGGGCCAGCAUACGGUCCGCAACGGUGGAGAAGUUGAGUGGGAGAUCACAAUUGAAAGUCUUUUCGGCAGUGUAGCAGAUGAUGGUCUUGACGCCGUGGAAUACCAUCUCAUGCUCGUCGAUAAGGCUGCCCGAUCGUGGUUGCAGCUCAGUCGUGAGCGCGGUACAUUGGAUAGAGCACAUAGCUACCAGAGCAUCGUGCUUUAUUUUCUUAGGGGUGUUGUGGGAGUGUAUUCGACCUUCCUCGUACUCCAGAAUCUGGCGAACCCGUCUGAUCUAAAAGUGAUUCACGUGAGACUGGAAGUUAUUGCAGAUCUGAAUUCUCUGCGAGGAAUGUCGUCCGAGUUAGACCCAACGAGAAAUCUGUUUCGUGUGCUCGUGUCGAACCAUGGCAGUCCUAAACGGCCUCAUCGGUCCAACAUUGACAUGCCUUCCGAAAAGUCGAGCACUCCGGGCGGUGCGCGACGAUUGAUGAUCGACUUCCGUGAGAUUUACUACUACAAGCUCUAUCAGAACCACUCGAUAGUAAUCGAAAACUCGUCGGGUCUGAGCCUUGACUUCAUGUUGUCAACGAAUGCUAGACCACAAGAAGUAAGCUUUUCCAUCUCACCGAUGUCAUUGAACGAGGUGACUACAGUUACUCUCGGAGCUCAUACAAGUAUGCAAGUAUUCCUGCAUUUUCGUCCCCAACCAAAACAACUGGUUUUGCCUGGAGCUACCGAUGUGGUCGGGGAUGAGCUGAUCGAUCCCUGGGUGCGUGAAAUCGAGGUAUAUGUGAGCUGCCGACUUGUGAAAGAUUUCAGAGAAACCGUCAUUUUGCGCGCCAUUUGCAGCCAGCCUCAGCUGAUGGUGAAUGUGGCGAAUGGUGAAACGAAUGAGUCUCCCUUACAUAGAGAAGCCUAUUUCUCAGCACAGCCAACUUUCCUUGGGUUGGUCUUUCCAAUGCUGGAACCUAUCCUGUCCAGUCCGGAUCUGUCUGCAAAAGCCGCCGAUGAAAUGCAGAAAUUUUUGGUUGUACGCAAUACGAAGAAGGACGCGAAUGCCCGGCUAGCGUUGCGGAACGAUAGUAUGUUUUUUGGCUUGGCAAUUGAUGAAAGCCUGACUCAACCUGGUUCCGCCACAGUAGAUGUACUGGAUCGCGGCGUCUGUGCGGGCCGCAAGCCAACGCUGUUGUUGACCAUACAACCUCAGUGCGUUGUGGUUCUUCGGGUGAAACCUGACGUCGCAGCUUUGUGGAAGCAUCAUCAGCUGUGGGACCAUAGCGUGAAAGAGCACGUCACCCUGUACAACAUCAACCAGUUCGCGGAGCAUUACCAGGUUACACUUUGUUUCACAAGCAGUAAUGUUGCGAGCUUCUACAUCCCACCAAAUAUCAGCGAAAGCUACCCUAUCUCGGCGCUUGAAGAUAUCGUCGCAAAGUUUUUGCAGAACUUUGAGUACACUUGGAAGCGUUUAAUUUCGUUCCGCGAAAAGUUGUCGGAAUCACACGUUUCGCCUAAGAACUCGUCCGGUCAAUCACCGGCAUCAACAACACCAAAGCUGUCUGAAGUUUUGAAUGACCUCGAAGACGCGUUGGAUCUGGCGUCACCCUUUAGCCCUCGCGAUCUCACGCAUAUGGCUUUGCUGAGCUUUGAGGAAGUGACGGGGACUCGAGCUUCGUCUCGUGCAGACGGUUUCGACCAGUUAGUGCAAUUGUAUCAGGCACUGUACUUCGACUUCUACUACAUUACGGACGAACUGGUGUGGUACGGCGUGCGCGGAAAUGCGGUGCGACACAGCCUAGCUCUUGCCGACUUGGCGUAUGGUGUCGUGUUCGACCACGACAUCUUCCGGUCGUAUCUCGCCGAUGCCAAAAGCGAUAUCGAUUCUGCGGAUGUCGUGUCUUUCCCCGGUCUGCUACUACCGUGGGUGCGGCAGCUCGGACACUUCCUGAGCUUCUUCCCGGAAAACCAAGAAGCGACCCAGCCGCUCCGACAGAUCUAUGAUCAACUCCGACAGUUCGACACUAGCUGA